Coffea eugenioides is the source of this 2962-nucleotide messenger RNA. RefSeq names its product pentatricopeptide repeat-containing protein At2g19280. Gene Ontology annotation, molecular function: protein binding. The record is from RefSeq and is a predicted model, not a curated record. NCBI's taxonomy places the organism in Eukaryota, Viridiplantae, Streptophyta, Magnoliopsida, Gentianales, Rubiaceae. The coding region runs from base 20 to 1849 and encodes 609 amino acids. The transcript is spliced from 4 exons.
AAAUCCUCAAAAUACUGAUAUGGAUGUUUAUGGACUUGGAAGAAUGAAAGUCAUACUUAGGAAUCGAGGAUGGGUUUUAGGAUCUCCAGACAGUUGCCAAAGGUUACCUUUGGCUGAAUAUAACAUAGUGUGUAUUCUGAAUGACCUGUUUGAGGGCAGUGGAGAUGCUGCUCUAGCUCUAGCUUUCUUUCAAUGGUGUGAGUAUUACCUGCACUUACAGCAUGGAAUUAGAUCUACAUGUGUGAUGAUACAUAUCUUGGUUGCUGGGAACAUGAAUUACAGAGCUGUAGAUUUAAUACUUUAUCUUGUAAGGAAGAAUGCUGGGGAAGAUUGGUGGCCGAACUUGCUUUUACAAGUCCUUCUCGAGACCUAUACAAUUAGAACGGUCCUAGAAACUGUAUAUAGCAUGCUCAUUGACUGUUAUAUCAGAGCAAAUAUGGUAAAUGUGGCUCUCAAGUUAGCUUGUCAAAUGAAACACAUCAAACUCUUUCCUUCACCGGGGGUUUGUAAUUCACUUCUUGGGGCAUUGUUAUAUAUGGACCAAUUUGAAUUGGCAUGGAAUUUCCUGGAAGAGAUGCAGAGUCAAGGGUUAGGCUUAAAUGUGUCUGUAAUCACUUUGUUUAUUCAUAAAUACUGUGUGAAAGGCAAUGUUGAAAGAGGUUGGCAACUAUUGGUAACAGUGAAGCAACAUGGAUUUAGUCCUGAUAUUGUUGCAUACUCAACAUUGAUUGAUUCCCUUUCUAAAAUGUCACUGGUGAGAGAAGCAAUCUCUUUGUUGUUUAAAUUGAGUUUGAUUGGUAUAUCUCUUGAUUCCAUUUCAGUUAGUUCAGUCAUUGAUGGCCUCUGCAAGGUGGGGGAAGUGGAGAAAGCUUUCAAUAUCUUGAAGAUAUUUAGACUGCCGCCUAAUAUUUAUGUCUACAACAGCUUUAUUUCAAAGUACUGUCACGAUAGUAACAUGACUGCUGCUUCUAGCACUUUUUACGAGAUAUCAGAGAUGGGAUUGGUUCCUGACUGUUUUAUUUACACCACCAUUAUAUCAGGGUACUGCAAGAUGAAGGAUCUGAAAAUGGCCCUUAGUUUUUUGGCAAAGAUGGUGAAGAGUGGAGUUGAACCAUCUGUUGCCACAUACACAACACUUAUUGAAUACUACUGUAGGUCUGGAGAAGUACAUGUAGCGGAAAACUUAUUUCAGAAGAUGAUGACAGAGGGUUUGCCACCUGACCUUGUUGCAUACAACACACUAAUGGAUGGCUAUGGAAAGGAGGGCCUCUUACACAAGGUUUUUGGCCUUUUGGAUAUAAUGAAGUCUGCUGGUGUCUAUCCUGAUAACAUCACCUAUAACACAAUCAUUUACAGUCUUACUGUGAGAGGGUUUGUAAAUGAGGCUCAUGAUUUACUGUAUGAGCUCACUAGAAGAGGAUUUACUCCUGAUAUUGUAACUUUUACUAACAUUGCUAGCGGUUAUGUGAAGAAAGGGAACUUUGAAGAAGCUUUUUUUGUGUGGCAUUACAUGAGUGAGCACAAUUUGGAGCCUGAUGUUGUAAUGUGCAGUGCUCUCCUUAAUGGGUACUGCAGGACACGUAGGAUGGCAGAAGCAAAUGCUCUCUUUACUAAAAUGAUCGACAUUGGGCUGGUUCCAGAUCUUGUGUUGUAUAACACACUCAUACAUGGUUUUUGCAGUGUUGGCAACCUUGAUGACGCCUGCAACUUAGUAGAAUGGAUGUUCAAGCAGGGUAUCAGUCCAGAUGAAGGCACUCAUCAGGCACUUAUCUUGGGAUACGAAAAGAAGAUGGUAGAGAAUCCAGUAGAAGCUGCAGGUUUUAUGCUGCAAAGGAUAUCACUGAAAUAGAUUAUUGGAAAACGAUUAUGGGAUACAACAACACGGCAAUCUGGCACCUUCGCAGGCCUGCAGAACAUGGAAAUUUUGGAUGCACCAAUGAUUUGGUUUUCUUCACCACCUCCCCUGUGGUUGUUAGGUAAACAGUCCAACCCUGUGAAGCAACGACAGAGCUCAAAGCUUUUGAGAAAAUUAAUAGCUGUUGAGUAAAUUAGCAGCCUGUGUGAAACAGCAAGAGGGAAUAAAGCCAAACGGGAUUGCAUAUGCAGUGGCUAGGAAGCUUUCUGAAACUCUGAAGCCCGGGAGAUAUGUCCUUGUAUAUUCUUCAGAUAUUUGUCCAGAUAUACUAUUGAGUGGGCAAGGAUCAUGGCCAAGCGGUAGAGUCAGAUGAGCCUGUAUAGUGGCCUAGGGAGUUUGAAGUUCAGUACUCCCCUUCCUUCAGGAAUAGAGCGAUGAAUUUCACUGUGUAGACACGUGAGCCUGCAAUGCAAUGGAGGUAAACACAUGAACCUGCGAUGGAGCACAAAGCCAAGCAUGCUCUUCUGUUUGCCAGUUUCGAAGCCGCGUAACAUUUUACAGCGGGUGAGAUAUCUUCGAAUCAUCUAUCGAGAAAUCUUUUCAGAUAGACCUCACAAGGAGCAAAGAGAACUGGCCAUUAGUACCAAGCCUUACCUAGAGUAAAGUGUGAGGUUUGCAGCUCAUGACCCUCCCCUCCCCGGUGGGAAAAUAAAAGUACACAAUUUCAAGAUUUACCUUUGGACGCCAUGUUAGGAAGAAUUAUCUGGAAAGCAUUAGCGAAAUUGCACCUCAACUUUUAAAACCUCUUUAGUGCUAUAAUCUUGUACGAGCAGCAAUGCGUCUGUACAAUCUUCAAAAGUUUGCUGAAUAUCCCAUCGGGGAGAAAAAAAAAAAAGGAGGAACAAUCUGAGAAUCACAGAGAGCGAAAUGCAACCCAUCAUUCAGAUUGGGCGUUCCCCAAAAGAUGGACCAGAAAAAGGUUCUUGGGUUGGAGAACUACUUGACACUUUCCUGCACGUAUUUGUCUUUCUACAACUUUUGGAUGCCGUCACUUUCAUCCGUCCAGGAAAAGUAAUCCAAAAGAAUCCAGCGAUUUUCUUGUUUUUU